Molecule: messenger RNA, 858 nt
Organism: Colius striatus (speckled mousebird)
Lineage: Eukaryota; Metazoa; Chordata; Aves; Coliiformes; Coliidae
Product: fas-binding factor 1 homolog
Exons: 4
Coding region: 28-549 (173 amino acids)
Biological process (GO): establishment of epithelial cell polarity; cilium assembly
Cellular component (GO): centriole; ciliary basal body; ciliary transition fiber
Source: RefSeq, a predicted model, not a curated record
UGUGAGCACCCAAGGAGGCUGCAGGCCAUGCAGCAGCGCUUGAAGCAGCUGAGGCAGCAGGAACAGCACCUGCAGGAGGAGUGGCUGAGCACGGCUCUGAAGAGGAGACAGCUAGAAGAGCGAUGUGAGGAGCUGCCCAACAACUCCAUGAUGCUGCUGACUGCAGACCAGGACCUCGGUGCCCCUGUGAACGGCCUCUCCAGCACACUGUUUCCCCUGACGACAGCGGCACCACAGAGCUGGGGUCUUGUUGCAGAGCCUCCAGCUCCUGUCAGGGUGCUCCCUCAGCACAGCCCUGGGGCUGGCAGGGACACCCUGGCCACAGCCAGCGGCACCGAGCUCAUUGACGCCACACUGCUGCUGCUGAAGUUCAGGGCCCAGCAGGACCAUGGUUUCUUAGAGAAUGAGGAGUUCUACCUGGAGAGUCUGACAAAAUCAUCCUAUCACACAUCAGCUCGGUCACGAGGAUGGUGGUCAGCACAUCUCACACCAGCAAAACUGCAGCCACGUCUCCACCAAUUGGUGACAAAGAAACCCAAGCUUUCUUAGGCAUUGUGGGCUUUUGGAGGCUGCACAUUCCCAACUGCUGUAAAUCCUCUCUGUCGAGUCACCUGGAAGAAAAACGAUGUCAAAUGGGGCUCUGAACAACGACAAGGCUUUCAACAAAUUAAACGAGAGGCUGCUCAGGUGGUGUCCCUUGGGCCAGUCUGAACAGGACCAGAUGUGACAAACAUGCUCUGCACUGCAGCUGGAGAGAAUGGCCCUACCUGGAGCCUCUGGCUAGAAGCACGUGGGGAGGCUGGAGGCUGAGCCCUGGGGUUCUUGAGUCAGGGAUGCAGAGGAUCCGAGGCCCGGUGC